Molecule: messenger RNA, 552 nt
Organism: Truncatella angustata
Lineage: Eukaryota; Fungi; Ascomycota; Sordariomycetes; Amphisphaeriales; Sporocadaceae
Product: acetyltransferase
Exons: 1
Coding region: 1-552 (183 amino acids)
Molecular function (GO): acyltransferase activity, transferring groups other than amino-acyl groups
Source: RefSeq, a predicted model, not a curated record
AUGCCCGACCUGGCACUCAAGUUUCGCCCCGCGACACGCGACGACGUGGAAACACUCCUCCCGCUCAUCCGCUCCGCCUACCGCGGUGAGGAGAGCCGCGCGGGUUGGACCACCGAGGCAGACCUGGUGGAAGGCGAGCGCAUCGACGCAACGGGUCUGCUGCAGAAGAUCGAGACGCCAGACUCAGUAGUGCUGGUCGUCACGGACGAGCAGGACAUCCUGCUCGCGUGCUGCGAGGUUGUCUGGCACGCCGAUGCCGACGCCGGGUAUUUCGGCCUGUUUGCCGUCGACCCCAAGCGCCAGGGCGGUGGUGUGGGCAAGCAGGUCCUGUUGUAUGCGGAGGAUUAUGCGAAGCGCCAGUGGGGUGCGCGGAGGAUGGAAAUGACGGUCAUCUGGCCCAGGGCAGAUAUCAUUGCCUACUACGAGAGGAGGGGGUUCAAGAAGACUGGGGAACAGAGGCCGUUUCCGUACGAGCUUCUGGCGCUUAUCAACGGGAGAGGUCUUAGGGAUGAUCUUUAUUUUGAGGUCCUGGUCAAGGACCUGGAGGCUUGA